Messenger RNA from Danaus plexippus (monarch butterfly), 2644 nucleotides. It is a transcript of the gene Smox, whose product is annotated as mothers against decapentaplegic homolog 3. The transcript is spliced from 12 exons. Bases 104 to 1465 code for a protein of 453 amino acids. Gene Ontology annotation, biological process: anatomical structure morphogenesis; cell differentiation; SMAD protein signal transduction. The record is from RefSeq and is a predicted model, not a curated record. Gene Ontology annotation, molecular function: I-SMAD binding; DNA-binding transcription factor activity, RNA polymerase II-specific; RNA polymerase II cis-regulatory region sequence-specific DNA binding. Gene Ontology annotation, cellular component: heteromeric SMAD protein complex. Lineage: Eukaryota; Metazoa; Arthropoda; Insecta; Lepidoptera; Nymphalidae.
ACUGUCAACUGUCAUAUUUUCAGUAAUGGCCGAUAGUUUAUCUACUAAAUAGGAAACAAAUGAUUUAAGUUUCGAGUGAUUGUUUUAAUUACUAUUUUGCGGAAUGUUUCCGCUAACUCCACCUGUUGUGAAGCGGCUGUUGGGGUGGAAGAAGGGCCCCGAGGGUUCGACGGCUGAGGACAAAUGGUCCGAAAAGGCCGUAAAAAGUUUAGUAAAAAAGUUAAAGAAAAGCGGUGCGAUUGAAGAAUUAGAGAAGGCUCUGUCCAACCAAAAUAGCCAUACAAAGUGUGUGACGAUACCGAGGGUCAAACCGAAUGAUAAUAUAAUAAAUGGCCAGAACCGUAAGGGAUUGCCGCAUGUGGUGUACUGUCGGUUGUGGCGUUGGCCGCAGCUUCAGAGCCAGCAUGAAUUGAAGCCCGUGGAUCACUGCGAGUACGCUUACCAGCUGAAGAAAGACGAAGUCUGCAUCAAUCCAUAUCAUUACAAUAAAAUUGAUUCUCCAGCGUUACCCCCAAUCUUGGUGCCUCGUUGUCCCGAGGGGGAGAUACGGGCCCCCCCGCCUUACGAAUACCAGCAUCACGAUCACGACAGCGUGAUGCAGAGCAGCGUGGGCGUGGUGGGCGUGGGUGUGGGCGCCGGCGUGGGCGUGGGCGUCGGUGGUCACAGCGCUCUGUACCUGGAGGCGACUCUCGCUCAGCAGGUCCCCGGGAACACCACCGUGCAGCUGAGUUCGUCGUCAGUGGAGACCCCUCCCCCCGGCUACAUGAGUGAGGACGGUGACCCCAUGGACCACAACGACAAUAUGAAUCUGACCCGGCUGACGCCGUCCCCUUCCAUGGCGACGGAGGCGGCCCCCGUGUUGUACCACGAGCCGGCCUUCUGGUGCAGCAUCAGCUACUACGAGCUGAACACUCGGGUGGGGGAGACCUUCCACGCCAGCCAGCCCUCGAUCACCGUGGACGGAUUCACAGAUCCCAGUAACAGUGAACGCUUCUGCCUCGGUCUGCUCUCCAACGUGAAUAGAAACGAAGUCGUCGAACAAACAAGGAGGCACAUCGGGAAAGGCGUCCGUCUGUAUUAUAUCGGCGGCGAGGUUUUCGCUGAAUGUCUCAGCGACUCGUCCAUAUUCGUACAGAGCCCGAACUGCAAUCAGCGGUACGGCUGGCAUCCGGCCACCGUCUGCAAGAUACCACCAGGCUGUAACCUGAAGAUCUUCAACAACCAGGAGUUUGCUGCUCUCCUAUCUCAGUCCGUGUCCCAGGGGUUCGAGGCUGUGUUCCAACUAACCAGGAUGUGCACCAUCAGGAUGAGCUUCGUCAAGGGAUGGGGGGCGGAGUACCGUCGUCAAACGGUGACUUCAACGCCGUGUUGGAUCGAGCUGCAUCUGAACGGUCCCCUUCAAUGGCUGGACCGGGUCCUCACACAGAUGGGGUCGCCGCCGCUGCCCUGCUCUUCUAUGUCAUAGAUACACCAGAUCCACACAACAGAAGACAUAACAGAUGUAGACUUAAGCUCAGCUCAAAACAAAGAAAAUACCUCGUCUAUACAGCACGUGCCGUGUUACAUGGAUGUCUCAUUUUAUAAUAUUAUUUUAAGGAUUAAUUUAGAUGUAGGCGUUCCAGUGGUUUGACUGAAAGAUGCCUUAAACAGUACGUUGACAUUAAAUAUAGUGUCCCGACUGGAGUCACAGAUACAAAGUGAACUGAGACUAACGAAUUUGUGUUAUGGCAACAUAAAUAAGAAUAUCUAAUAGUAUGGUACUGUUCGUAGACUAGGAGUAAACGAUUGGUUACAGCAGAGAAAAAAAUGUACUAUAUAUAUAUAUUAUAUAUUGUCUUUUUACAAGUGGAAAUGUUAAUUUUAAUUGAAAGAUAAAGUCUAGUGCAAAAAUUUAUCAAUAUGAAAAAUUUUUGUUGAACUCACAGAAAUAUAUAUUAUUCAGAAUAGCAAUACAAAAGAUGGGGGAUAUAUAUAUAUAUAUAUAUAUACAUACACAUAUAUUUAUAGAGAGAGAGAUAAUAUGUAACAAAAGACUUGAAAACAAAAAUGCCAACCUAAACUCGAUACAGACAGUGUUUAAGUUACUCACAGUUAUUUGAAACGUUAAAAUUUUUCAGUUAAAUCAUUGGAUACGUGAUAUUUUCAUUGACAUAUUAUAAGUUUGAAGCUUGCAAUGUUAGUUAUGCCGUGUUGACUCUUAUUAUAAUGCAAUAGACACUAUUUUGGCGUGCAUGUUACUAUUUAUGUUUGCAAUAUGUACAGCAGUUCACGAUGUUGUUAUAAAAUUAACGUAUCUUCUGACUUUUAAUGUACGGUAUAUAUAUUUUGUCGUAUAUAUGUAUAUAUAUAUAUAUUUUUAUAUUCAACGUAGAGCCAUAGAUUAGAAGUCGGAAUAACAGUACUAGUCAAAAAAUAUAUAUAUUUUGAAAUACAAUGAAGCCGAUAUUUUCGAUGAUGUAAUAGAAAUACUGUUUUUUUUUUCCUGUGAAGUUCUGUACAUUCGUUAUAAUCUAUAACUCACACAAAUCAUAUAUAUUUUUUUUGUCCUAUUCAAUUGAUUUUGAAUAAAUUGUUAUUUGUAUUUGUUUUAUAAUUUGCCAUCAGAUGCAUUUAAUGUUAAUGGAAUUAUAAUCAUUAUUUGAAA